ACUCCACACUGAAAUGCCAACUGACCCAACCUUAAAGUUUGAAUGCAAAGUUUUUCCAAAAAACUUUAGGUUGUUAUAUUUUAGGGAAAAUAUCCACUUUGUCAACCCUCUGUCUUCAGUUAUCAUCAUCAUCUGAGAGGAGGAGUGGCUUUAAAAUAAACCAGAAGAGCAACAUACCUGUCAGGUGAGUUCAAAACUUCCCAUUUGCCUUCAGCUUCAAUCAAAUCAGUGCUUGUUUUUCGGUGUGGAAUUACUCUGUGUUGAAUUUUAAUACCAGUUCUUAUAAAUUAUUUGACAGAUAAGGCUUAGAAUAGUGUAAUGAGUGAGCACAGAUGAAGGAUAUAAAGUGUGUGGUUGUUGGGAGCACUGUGGGAAAAUCAUGCCUUCUGGUGAGCUACACCACCAAUGCAUUUCCAGAGCAGACUGUUGCUACUACAUUUGAUAUUUUUUCUGCCAAUGAGAUUGUUGAUGGGAAUCCAGUGAGACUACAACUGUGGGAUACAGCAGGGAUGGAGGAAUAUGACAGGCUUCGACCACUUGCCUACCCAGAGACGGAUGUGCUCUUAAUCUGUUUCUCAACAGUGGAUUCAGACUCGUUUGAGAAUGUCAGUGAAAAGUGGUUGCCAGAAGUCAGACAUUUUUGCCCUGACAUACCGAUAAUUCUAGUCGGGAUGCAAAUUGAUCUGAGAAAAGACAAGUUGACCAUUGAAUAUUUGGAAGAGAUAAAACAUACCCCCGUCACCUUUCAUCGAGGCUUGGCUAAAGCUGAAGAAGUAGGAGCUGUGACGUAUGUGGAGUGCUCAGCGAAAACACUGAAGGGUGUUAAAACAGUGUUUGAGGAAGCCGUCCGCGCAGUUCUGAACCCACAGGGAGGACACCCUACAGUGAAGAAAAGAAAGUGUUUAAUCAUCUGAACUGACUGGAGCACAUAUAAUACAGUCUGAACUCACCUGAGAGCCAGAGGUGACCCAGUGGAGACUCUGUGAGUUAAUAAAACUCUUUCUGAUGACAAAAUGUUGUAAAAAAAAUAAGAGAACAUGCAAACUCCACACAGAAAUGCCAACUGACCUAGCCUUAAGUUUGAAUGCAAAGUUUUUCCAAAAAACUUUAGGUUGUUAUAUUUUAGGGAAAAUAUCCACUCUGUCAACCCUUUGUCUUCAGUUAUCAUCAUCAUCAUCAUCAUCAUCAUCAUCAUCAUCUGAGAGGAGGAGUGGCUUUAAAAUAAACCAAAGUUUUCGUCAAACUAAAUACUUUCAACUUAAAUCAACAUUUUCAUUUGCAGAGCAAUUACAGAUGUGUGUGAGAAAUAUUCACCAUUGUGGUGAUCCAUGUUCCAGAUCAAUAAAGGGCAGAGAAUUAUUGCUA
This is a messenger RNA of Danio aesculapii, 1365 nucleotides long. RefSeq names its product ras-related C3 botulinum toxin substrate 1-like. Lineage: Eukaryota; Metazoa; Chordata; Actinopteri; Cypriniformes; Danionidae. Gene Ontology annotation, cellular component: dendritic spine; cell cortex; cytoskeleton. The record is from RefSeq and is a predicted model, not a curated record. The transcript has a single exon. Gene Ontology annotation, biological process: actin filament organization; small GTPase-mediated signal transduction; regulation of actin cytoskeleton organization. Gene Ontology annotation, molecular function: GTPase activity; protein kinase binding; GTP binding. The coding region runs from base 333 to 914 and encodes 193 amino acids.